This is a messenger RNA of Colletotrichum godetiae, 2328 nucleotides long. RefSeq names its product GAT domain-containing protein. The transcript has 5 exons. NCBI's taxonomy places the organism in Eukaryota, Fungi, Ascomycota, Sordariomycetes, Glomerellales, Glomerellaceae. Gene Ontology annotation, cellular component: actin cortical patch. The record is from RefSeq and is a predicted model, not a curated record. The coding region runs from base 358 to 1899 and encodes 513 amino acids. Gene Ontology annotation, molecular function: ubiquitin binding; phosphatidylinositol binding. Gene Ontology annotation, biological process: actin cortical patch localization; actin filament organization; endocytosis.
UAGGCCCUGCGUAUCCGUACCUAUUUCUUCCAAACUCCCGCCGAUUGCCUACAACCCACGCCCCCAAAACAUACGCGCACAGCUUCCCGCAUUGCUGUCAUUCCAGUCACCGAACCUUAACCCCUUCCCACAGACAAUCCGCCUAUCGUCCAUUUACUUCAGUUGUUCACGGCCGCUUUUGCGAUACCUUCCGACGGUUAUAUCAACGUCUCUCUCUCACAUCCGACCACUCCGCUCCGACUCGGACGCUUUUCCCCUUUGUCUGCUCUAGGACCCUUGGAUCCGUGCUUCCGACGCAAGUCUCCUGUUCCCUCGCGGCUCAGCGCUCCUCCACCCGCCGGUUCCGCGACCGCAAAGAUGAAGGCAAUGAAGGGGCUUAGUGUGAACCGGAUGAUGAGUACGCUCAAGAAGAGAACGACGAACAACUUCAGUGGAUCUAGCCAAGUGUCGGCGUCGCCAGCAGACCCGCAGAACGAGACGCCUGAAGCUACAGCUGCCCGUAGCGUGAAACAAUUCUGCGAAUCUGGAGGCCCCAAUGCUCAGGGCGAUGAAGUCCUCUACCUCCCGCCCAUUGUUGAUGCCGCUGAGUCUUCUCCGGCCGCCGCCGCCGAGUGCGCGCGCAUUAUCCGGAAAUACCUAGCCAAGGACAACCACGCCAAAGCCUCGUGGCAGUACAAUGCCAUCAUGCUGAUUCGCAUCCUUACCGACAACCCUGGUCCCACGUUCACGCGCAAUAUGGACAAGAAGUUCGCCGAUACCGUCAAGGAAUUAUACCGUACUACGCACGAUCCCAGUGUCAGACAGAUGCUGUCUGAGACGUUGGAUACCUUUGAGGCUACCAAGUUUGACGACCAGGGCCUGGGCGAGUUGAUCUCCAUGUGGAAGAAGGAGAAGGAAAGAAGCUACAAGCAAUAUGGCAACCCCAGACAGUCCAUGGCGGGUCCCGAUCCUCGUACCAUGAAUGCGCCACCGUUCAACCCCCAUUCGCAGAAUUACUUUGCCAGGAAUCACACCAACCGAAGCUUGCCCACCCCGGCGGAGCUUGCGAGCAGGUUAGAAGAGGCGAGGACAUCUGCGAAACUACUCUCCCAAGUUGUCGUCAACACUCCUCCUCAGGAGGUCAUCAACAAUGACCUAAUCAAGGAGUUUGCCGACAGAUGCCAGAGUGCCUCGAGGAGUAUACAACUGUACAUGACUGCCGAAAACCCGUCUCCCGACAACGAGACUAUGGAGCACCUGAUUGAUACGAACGAGCAACUUCAGUCUGCACUCAAUCAGCACCAGAGAGCUGUUCUCGGCGCUCGAAAGCAGCUCGGAAUUGACCCGCGGUCAGACAAUGCUAGCCCCGUGAGCCCCCAAACGGCCGAGUCUCAGCAAGCAAGCCGAACCCAAGAAUGGGCGCAGACACAGGCGCAGUCAUCAUCUUCUAGCUCAACUCCUCCUCUGCCGACAAGGCCAUCCGAAGGAAGCGGGAAGGGGAAGGCAUCAGAAUCCUUCGCGCCGCCCCCGGGACCGCCUCCGAAAGCCCAACCGCAAUACGGGGCCGAGGACCCAUUCAGGGACCCCCAACCGGAGAACCACUACUCUUCAUCGAGCAGACCCGGAGGAUCCGGUGGUGCGGUGGAACUGCCGGGUGAAGAGCCGCGUCUGGGUCACGAGCCAUUUCACCCAGGCUUCAACCCCACACCAAGCUACCUUGGAAGACAGGACAGCGCUCUUGGCAAAAUCACAAUGCAUGGCGCCGACGAUGCCGCUACGCCUGGACCUCUCAGCGGCAACCCGAUUCAUACAGUCGAUCUGAGGAACCGGCAAGAGACGCUGCACGAGGACUCGGACGAUGACCUUUACGAAUCAACCCCGAAGAGUUCCAAGAAGAAGGAACCGGUGUACAGGUACUAAAUUAGGUAGCGGAAGCUCGAUUUAGGAAGGAGACGAUGUAUCCUCUGCCAUGUUCUGUUGAUCAGCAAAAGCUGGUUUUCUCUGCGCAUAUUGCUUUACAGACUCGUAUGGAGGAAAUUGGGUAUCUUGUGGUGGUUCUCAUCUCACGCAAGGCAGAAGUCUGCGCUCUUGAGGAGCGAACAAAGUUAUCGAUUAUAGGCAUCAGCAAAGCACGGCGUCUGGCUUAUGAGUUUAUCUCUGUGAAAUCAGACUUUUCAUCUUCAGGGAAGUGAUACUGCUCGUCUGUCGUUGCCAUCAACCAAAGAAGGUGACGAUGCAAAGUCACAUAAGGAACUACUUCUAGUGCUGCCGAGAAAGAGGGAAAGUGGGAUCAGAAAAGGGGUGGUUCGCUACCUACCGUUUCCACCAUGGAGUCUGCACCUCGCCUAU